Molecule: messenger RNA, 4027 nt
Organism: Erythranthe guttata (spotted monkey flower)
Lineage: Eukaryota; Viridiplantae; Streptophyta; Magnoliopsida; Lamiales; Phrymaceae
Molecular function (GO): DNA binding
Source: RefSeq, a predicted model, not a curated record
AAAUUUUUGUGGUCAUUUCACCAAACUCUCAUAAUCUUAAGCCCCAAAAAGAAAUUAAAAGAGGCAAACGCGACCAAAUGAAACCCCAAACCAACCUCUACACCCCCAUCUAAACAUGGUCUCCGUCACUGCCACAACCACCACUGCAGACGGCGGCGGCGGCGGCGGUCUGAAAUUGGAUUCAAUACCCAUUGUGGAUCUCCGUCUUCUCUCCCAAUCGGAACUCUAUUCCCUCUCCCUCUGCUCUUCUUCCGCCUUCGAUCCCUGCCGCCGUGAUGACGUCGUCAUCCCCAACAUUGAUCGCUCCGUCUUCAACGAGUCCGCCGGUUCCCGAAAACAGACUUACUCUCGCCUCCGUCUCGCUCCUCCCUCCUCAUCCUCCUCCGCCGCCCCUCGCCGCCGCACCCCCCAUCUCCGCAGCAGCGCCGCAUCCUUAGCCAACGCCAUCGACAACAAUAAUUCCGACCCGGAAAAUGUCGAGAACGCCCAAAUCGUUACCCUUCUCAAGCAAUUAUUUGUCACCGACGUGAAUUACGAGGAAUUGGUCCCUGUGAAAAUAGAUUACUCAAAUUCCCUACCUCCUCAAUUGGUUCCUGUCAGAAUUGAUUACUCAAAUUCCCUACCUCACCGUCAAUUUUCACCAUUCCCUUCCUCCAAUGUGGGUCCCACAGGCCAAAAACGAAAGCGCGGACGCCCCCGAAAGAAUCAACUUUUAGGGAGAGACGAGGAUUCUGCCACGAGGGCAAAUGUUGUGAAUGUGGACGAGGCCAACGGAUUUUCUUCGUUAAACGAGAUUGUCGUGCAUGAGAACGCGGAGGAAAGGGAUCGGGAAGUGGUGAAUAAGGACGGAGUGGCUGUGGAUUUGGUCGCGUUGGGCAUGGUGGAGCAUCCUUACGGGGAGGAGAUUAGGCGUCGGACGCAAGGGAUGCUGACCGAGGAUGAACUGUUGGGAUUUUUAAAAGGAUUAAAUGGAUCGUGGGGGAGUAGGAGGAAGAAGAAGAGGAUUGUCGAUGCUAACGAGUUUGGGAGUGUGCUGCCAGUUGGAUGGAAGCUUUUACUAUCUAUCAGAAAGCAGCAUGGUCAAGCGUGGUUGUAUUGCCGUCGCUACAUAAGCCCCAGCGGACUGUAUUUUGUCUCAUGCAAGGGAGUUUCUUCGUAUAUGUGCUCUCUCUAUGGUAUCCAAGAUACAAAUACAGACAGCCUUGCUCAAUCUAAUGGGACGGUCAAUGAUGCCGAUAACUUGACUUCUGUCAUGAUUGCAGAUCCUGCUGUUCAGGGUGACGAAAGAAAGGAAAACAUGGUUCCCCGUGCAUCUUCACCCACUUCUGGUUCCAUAUCUGGCAAUCAUGAGGUGCAAGCUGUAAUAAAUGCGGGUGAUUUGCCGCAGGACAGGAGAGGGGAAAAUUUAUAUUGCAACAAGUGUAAUAUAACUUUCAGUGAGAAAGAUCAGUUACUGCAACACCAAUCAUCUGUUCACCGGAAAAACAGAUGCAAAAGUGGUAUGCGCAUAACUGAUGGGGUGAUAAUAAAGGACGGAAAAUACGAGUGCCAGUUCUGUCAUAAGACAUUUGACGAAAGGCAUCGGUACAAUGGUCAUGUUGGUGCCCAUGUGAGAUAUCAAGCUAAAACUGCUGGAGAAUCACCUCUACAGUCCGGUGAUCCCGUUUCUUUUGAUCAGUUUCCUAUUCGAGAUACGACAAUUGAAGGAUCAUUAAUGUCUAAUAAUAAUGUACAAAUUUGUAAUACUAUAACCAGUAAUAAAGAUAUUGAGCAUGUUGGGGAUGUAAAGGAAGCAAAUGUGGGUGUAGCUACUGAUAUGGUUACCAACGAAAAUCCAUGUUCAGUUGCUGAGGUUCUCUGCUCCAACGACGAGGCCAAAAGUUUCCAUGAAGAUGCACGAGUGAAGGGUUCUGCUGUUGAAAUAACUGAUGAUGGUUCAUCUUUGCCCCUUGACGCCUCAUUACAUGGUGUUAUGAAUGGCACUGCGUUUGAGAAUUCUACUUGUACAGAGAAGCCCGAGCAAAGGGAGGUAUUUAAUAGGAGUUUAUUUGAUUCAGAUGGUCCUGUGGAAGAAUGUGAAGUAGUUGUAAAUAAUCAGCCUAUUUGUCAGACGAGUAAUGAUAUCAAACUUGAUUACAAGAAUUUUGCAGUUAACGGGUCCGCAUUGGAUUUUUCUGGGAGGUAUGGUGAACAGGACGGAGAUUUAUCUCGUAGUAUAAAGCAACAGAGUAAUUUUGAGAGCAUGCCCUCUAAGAAUAUCGGUACCAGUGACAGCACAUCAACAUUUAAAUCGAUGGCAUCUGAACUUACCAAAGAUCCUAAAACCAUUAUGCUUCCCGUUGCUCACGAGGAGAAAGAAUGUUUGGUAGACAAUCUUACCUGCUCGAUAGGUGAACGCAUUGAAACAUGUGAGAAUGGUAGUUCUAUAGCAUGUGACGAUGGUGUGAGUAGGCAAGUGCAAUUCGGAAUGAGUUCUGCCAUUCCAACUUGGGAUAGACUAGAAAAUAUGUCCGGAAAGGAUGAUGCUGAGGCGCUCACUUGUGUGUUGAAGCAGCCUGGUGUGAACACGUCUGAAAGAAGGUCAGCCGAUUUGUCCGGUAAUCAAAUCAUGUAUGGUUAUGAAAAAAAUAGUGAAGAAGUUUGCGGAAGAAAGAUGGAAGCACAUGCAUUUGAUGAUUUCCGAAAUCUUGGGAACGUUGAAUCAAGUGAUCCUUUCCGCAGCAAUCAUGCUGUACUAAAUUCCAAUUCCGUGGGAGGAAAUGAGCAACGUAGGGAACUUGGAGACUGCCCUGAUUUUACAUCUGCAACUGAUAAAAGGUUCUUUACCGAAGAUAAUAUGAUUAGUAUAUUCAACGAUGCUUUUGGACAGAACAAACAAGAUCCAUCUGGUGUUUCAGAAGGUUGUCACGAGGCGUAUACGUCGAGUAAGAUUUAUGGUACCCCUGCUAAUCCCUCUGGACUCGGUGAAAUCGAAGAUAUCGGAAAGUAUGGACUAAGUCUUUCUUUUGAUAAUCGUCAGACAGAAUUUUGUACAGAUUCUAAUAGGGUUGACCAGGAAAGGUAUCAGGCAGAUAGUGUAAACACUCAAUCCGCUCUCCGUAAAACAUACGGUGAUCAAACACAUUUGAAUAUUACAAAUAGUAGCACGCCUGGUGAUCUGAAACAAGGUAGAUCUUUUGGAAUCGAUUUCCCCGAUUCAUCCUUCAACAUCACAACUUCUGAACUCGGCAGUGGUUUCAACCAAGUAAGGGACUGGAGUGGACAAACAAGAGGCAAGAUGGCAGCAACUUCUGGCCAAAAUUUUAUGAUUGGGUUUCAGAACAACAGCUCACAGUCUGGUGAGUGUGUGACAGCUGGCGGUUCUUGGAGAACAGGUCAAGAAAAUUUGUUUCAAGGUUGUUUUGAUGCUCCCGUAGGUCAGCAGCAGGUUCCAGCUUCAAGCUGCUUUCAUAAUUUUGACAUUACUUCAGAUAAGGGUGAAGAAGAAAGUCCAUUUAGUUUGAACAAGAAGUAUGAUUUUCACACAGACAUGUUGCGGCCCGGUAGACCUGAACCAGUGGAAUACAGUUUUAUGGGAGAGCAAAGCUCAAAUACCUUGUCUGGAGAAUCGAAGAUUUUCUCCUCGUUCAGUGAAAAUAUGGAUCAAGGAUUAGAUCACUCAUUUUGGCUCGGAAAAGAUGAUUUAAUGCCGAACGCAUCUCAGACAACAUCAGUUUGCGUUUGGUGCAGGAACAUCUUCUUUCAAGACACUGUUCAGUCCGGAAUACAAACUGGUGCCAUAGGUACUAUGUGUCCAUCUUGCAGUACCAGAAUUCCAGGACAGUUUUAAACUUGCUUGUACUCAAACUAUGUGUCUAAAGACUACAUGAAAGUGUUAUUAACUUCGUCUAGUUAGUCUUUUGAAAGGACGAGCAGAACUCCGUCUGGACGGAUUUUUACCUAUAGACUUGUUGAAACUGGUUAACCAAAUUUUUUUUGUAUCACUUUUUUUUUUUUUAAUAGAGGACUCAAAUUUAAAGUGUCACCA